Molecule: messenger RNA, 765 nt
Organism: Glycine soja
Lineage: Eukaryota; Viridiplantae; Streptophyta; Magnoliopsida; Fabales; Fabaceae
Exons: 4
Coding region: 1-765 (254 amino acids)
Source: RefSeq, a predicted model, not a curated record
AUGUACGAUCAGCUGAACGAUGCCUCUAUCAGCAACAGCCGACAGCUUGGCAGUUACAUCACACUUCUGCAAUGCUGGAUUUACGAGCACUUUACCUCAGUCGCUGACUCCACUGCUGAUCAGGAAUACGACGAGGAUUCCCCACGUGUGUGUAGGGAGCACCAACCGGUCCGGGACUUCCAUGUGAUAUCAUGUUAUUCCGGUCUCUUGCGCUGGGGGCCUGUUGUUGUUUAUUACCGACUAGAGAGGGUCGUGCGGCAGUUUGGAUACACGCAGACCAUUCCUGCUCCUCCUGUCGAUUCAUGGGUGUCGUAUGAUGAUAUACACGACAAGUGGAUGCACUACUCGGAUCAUAUCGUUUCAGCAGGCGAGGUGUGCACUGUGCCAGGUCAGUGUGCUAGUGACUACAUGGACUGGUUCUUCCACAUCUUGCAUCCUUUCAUGACACCAGGCCACGCAUCAGAUCCUCUUCCUGAUGGUCAUGCCCUGCAGCCCCGAGUCGUCCCUCAGGCCCCACAGACGGAUAUCUCUCACGUGCCGGAGCCAGGAGCUCCGUCGACAUCUGUGGAGGAGCCUAGACAUGCAGUGGAAGUUUGUGAUGAGAUUGCUGAGAGGUUGGAGUGCCAUCUGAGUCUAGGGGUGGUCACGCCAGGCUCAUCGACACAUGAGGUGAUCGAAGAAUGCCUCAGGAUGGCCAGGAGUGUGACACAAGAUCAUCUAGUAUAUGUUAGGUCUAGACGCAGGCGGCGCACAGAUCAGGCGUAG